This is a messenger RNA of Seminavis robusta, 4503 nucleotides long. Lineage: Eukaryota; Bacillariophyta; Bacillariophyceae; Naviculales; Naviculaceae. The record is from the annotation of a GenBank genome assembly.
CAUUUGCUCUGAGUACCGCUCACUCUCCUGCACGUUUCGUGCCGAUGCAGCCAAAGGCAACCCUUUUGCCGGUCUCAUCGUCAGCACCCAAGCAUCUCUGCUCCCAUCACUAACUAAGCUACCUGGUAGCUCGCUCCUCCCGACGCUGGAGGAUUGAAUGAUUCUGUCUUUGUUGUGCUGUCUACUCACAUCUGCUCCGCAUCAUGUCAAUGCACCAAGAAUCCUUGGAAGACACCUAUGGUGCUUUUCAAGAUGAGCAGCUCUCGGAUGACGACAAUGCCGCCCCCGAGAUGCAAUCCGAGGUCGAGGAAGGAGAGAAUGAAGAUCCAUUGCAACUGGCCAUUGAUGAUUUGGAAGGUCGUGUCAUGUCAGCAUUGAACGACUUCAAGCUGCAUCUGGGUGUACGUUCCUCUUCAGCUCCUGGAUCUCCAACUGUCCAUGAAGAACUCCGCGAAAUGUUGCAAAGCGUGUUGGAGGUUGCCGCACACACAGGCCCAUCUGUUGCCCGUACUUACUACCAAGGAAUUGGACAAGAAGGGAUUGAGCUCAGCUGCGAAGAAGUCUACGAGAGAUUGGUAUCUGAUUUGAUUCUUCCAGUCGUUUUGGAAGAGACUCAAACCGACCCUAUACCCGCCAAGCGAGUGGCUUGCUUGGAGUUCUUUCGGCAUUUGUUCAAAGAGUGCCAAAAGUCAGGUAGUUGGAUGGACAGUACGACAACUGGACCACAGAUGGGUCCUUAUGGGGCUGGGGCAUCGGGAUCCCAUUCCUCACAUCAUCCUAAUGUGAACAAUCCUGCCAUUCGAGCGCAGCAAAAACGGCGAUUCGGAAAGAAACUUGCCAGGGAAGGCGAAAUUCUACGUUACUGGGUCCAAGCUUCCAUAUCCAGCCUUGUCGAAGGCGUUUUUACGUCCGAGGCUUCCGAAAUGGCCGUUGCAUCCCGAGGAAUCAUUGCAGCUUCCUCAUCCCUUCGUCCUUGUUUGAAACACAUUGCUCAGCGCAUCAAAGACGCUGAUGAUAGAGGAGCCAGUAAGCUGUUUUCUCCCAUGAUGAAAAUGGUAGAAGGGGUAUUGAAAAAAUUGUUUCUUAGCAGCGCAGAAGAAACUGCCGGCUCUGGUGAUGGAAUCAGGGGUGCAGCCCUCAAGUUUAUGGAAAUUCUAACGCUAGUCUGCUCGCGAAAGCCCCACGAUCCAUCCCAAAGACGCCGAAGUCAAGCUAACUCGGAGGAGUUUUCCUUGGAAGACCUUCCAGCUGGUCACCCUGUCAUCACGAGGGAAUCCCUGGAAUCCAUUGCAGAAUACUCGUUUGCGAUUUUUCGUGGUCUAACACUCCUGGGGGGACAAGCACGAAUUGACGAAAAUCUGCUUUCAGAUAUGCUGAUGAGUGGUGGCGGUGGUUCUCCUUCUGCUCAGGUUGUCAGUAUCCUCAAACCGGCUGCCUUGGCUUAUCUUGAAAUAGAAUCGUCCCUGCCUGGAAGUGAAGAAGAGUCGGCAGUGCAAAUCAACGUAGACCGCAACAACAUUGAAUUUGACUUUAUGUUGUCACAGAAACCAUACUCCCUGACGCUCAAUGCAAUGAGCGCUCUAGCAUUGAAUCGUCCCAUGUUCUUCAAGGAAUCAGCUCUUUGUUUGGCCCGAAGAGCAGUGCAACCUCCUGUGUUCAUCGAAGGCGGAACGCUUUCAAAGUCGGGUGUUCUCGCAAUUUCAGCCCACCUGAAAGCUGCGUGUCUUACACUUUUGCGAAAUGCUUUGAGUGUUAGUGCCAAGGCAUCAGAUAUAUUGCAUGAAGCGUCGAAAGCAUGUGAUAUGGAGAUGCAAGCAGAUAAGGCUCUUUCCAUGGCGAAACAAGCCAAUUCUUUGCGGACAGCUGGUCGUGCUGCGCGGAACCGUGCCAAUAUGAUGUACACGUGGGAGGAAGGUGACAAACGAAAGACGGAAACAGACGAUGCUUUGGCGAAACUAAAGGAAGCCAAAAAGGCUCGAGGAUUGGGGCACGGCAUUCAGCUUCCCAAAAACAUGGCAGAGGCGAUUGACCUCGUAUUUGCCAACCUACACAACCUGCCAUCCAAAAAGCCCACGUCGACUGGGUCCAAGAAUAGGAAUGUCCCCGUCAACCUGGACUUUCUGGUGGAUGCAAUCCUAACGAAUGGUGCAUCAUUGGCCCAAGAAGAGGGUCGUUGGUACGAUCGUGAUGGUGGUGCGGCAUGGGAAUUGAAGGGAGACAACGACCACAAGUUUGAGUUGUCGACGAAAUUUACAGAGUUGGUUUCGGGAUCAUCAGGAAACCAAAAGCCCAGGGAAACCUUCUUCAAGGACGCAGCUGCUUCUUCGGUCGACGCGUUGGGUAGAAUUGCGACUCAGGCACUGAAUUCCCGCUCGGCGUAUCACGCUCAACUUGGGAAUGAAAUUGCUGCGAGGUUAGCAUGGACUCUACGAGGAACGAAACCUCCAGGCGCCACGGCUUUGUCCCAAGCACUCGUAGAAGAGAGCGUGGCAAGUCUCACCGACAAACAGGUGACUGCCAAAGAAAAGGAAGAACUUGGCGUGUUCAUUGGGAGAGACUAUCCCCUGGUCAGCUCGUGUCUUGCCUUGGAUUUUGCAAACAACAAAGCUGAUACGAAACAGGAUGUCAACAGGACACUUUCGAGCCAUCUUCUUUCAGAGGCUUACGUGCAGGCUAGCAUCGCGGACCAAGAGGGCGCACAAAACAAAAACUACCAGACUUGCAUGAAUGCAUUUGUUGCCAGUGUCGUUCGCGCUGGAAAGCUUGCUGAUGACAAGCCAAGUGACGCCGAUCGGAAGCAAUCCGCAGCUCUUGCCUCAACACAGUUGCAGGCUAUGUGUCAAAACUUUCCAGAGAUUUCGCCGUCGUCAUUGCGAAUGGUAGGCGGCCUGUGCGACAUUAUUGAAGUCACCAAGAAGGCAUCCGACGCAGCAAGAAAGAACGCGAAUCAAACCGUAGCAGCUUCUGCUGCAUUGCAUUCUGCAAAGGCUGCUGCCGAGAAGAGAGCCACAACUGUGCUGCUUACGCUUCGAGAUAUCGCGUUUUCUAGAAACAGCGUCGAUGCCAGGCGAGGUGCAGUGGAGGCUGCUGUUAUGAUUGCUGCCGGGAGACUCCCAUCGAGCCAAGCUAUCGAAGACAAAGCACUCAAGCUCGUCAUGAACGUGCUGUAUCCAAAGAGCGAAAUUCUUGGGACUCUGGUAACGGAUGCUUCUAUCAACGAGCUGAAAGAGUCUGCCAAAAUCGCAGCUAGCAAACACGACGAGAUUGCGACUGCGAACAACGCAAAUGCAGAAAAGAACAAGGAGAAAGGCAUCCUUGGAGACAACCCUUUAAGUGACCCUGAACGCGAAUUCAUGGAUGUUGCAAAGAAGCCCGUGACGAUUCUCAUGGCGCUUUGUGUCCGAAAGCCAGACCUGAUCAAAACGAUGUUUGAAGUAAGCUGUACUCCCAAAGCUGAUGCACUUCAAAAGACAGUUCGUGCAAACAUGGCCAAAAUGGCAAAGGCUGCAGCAGCCAAACAUGGCGCGGCGGCGAUAGCAAACAAGGUCGCCGCCAUGACCGGCCCAGCGGAGUUGGCUUUGUUGUUGGCCUUUCUGGACAAUCUCACGGAUCAAAAGACAAUGAAUCAGGAGUUCAUUGAUGCUUGUCAUGAAAUCCAGGCUGGCAAAGCGGGCGAGGAUGGCAAGAAGGACCCACGUUUCUUGAUUCCGGUGGUUGCAGCAAUGAAACGCCAGGAACUAGUGGAGAAGCUUCCCGACUUUGUGGCCGCCGAAGACAAGAUCUUUUUGGCCGCUUUGGAGAGAAUGGGAGAUCGUGUGGCUCGACAAGCGCUGCUGUAUCGCGACGAGCCCGAUGAAGAGAAUCCAUCACUCAAGGGGAUGACACUCUGUGAGCAGUUGGUGUUCCUGCACAACCUUGAUUUUGCCGCGGCGGGUCUCCCGCAGAAACGAUACCUCGACGCCAUCAAGCACUGCCUGGACAAUGAUGAAAUUUACAGCGACCGAGUGGUGAUGUCUGCUCUUGAUCACAUGAGUGGCGUCUUUUUGGAAGGUGACAAAGGUUUGCCACUUGCUUACAUGAGGACCAUAAUCUUGGUUUGUUCCAAACACGAGAGUCUGCACUCUUUCAUCACCAGCACUCUUCUGCCAAGGUUGGUGGAAGGAAAGAUCUACACAGAUCGCCGACAGUGGGAGGGUUGGAUGCGCUGCGCCAAAAUGCUCUCUCCGGACAGCCAGCAAGCAAUCCAAAAGCUUCCCAAGGAACAGUACGAGCUGUACUGCGCCAGGUACACUAAAUAAGAAUCGAAUUCAUCACUCAGCUAAUUAUUCCAAAUGAUAGCUACUAGUAGGAUCGGAUCAAUCAUUUGAGCUGCUGGUAUAGGUGGCAGAACGAAAGAUGAUUCAAUCAUUCCGACUUAAAAUGUGACGACGAGACAAGGAUUCGUCUGCGGAUGCAUGGAACUAAAUAAUAAAGAAAUAACCAAAUAGCCAAUAUUGAUUGUGC